UUUGGCAACUGGACGCUCACAAAACUCCGUUCCGCCGUAGACUUACCGUACCGUACAGUAGCGGUUGAAACACAGAUACUCAGUAGACGCUGGCUGCGCUGCUCCAGCAUUAAACAUUGGAUCCGCUUGUUUGGCACAGCCAUCCACCAUCCAUCAAACGACCAUCCACUCCUCUCCCUCUCACAAUUUUCAAAACUCAGCUAAUCGAUCAUCAUGACUCUCCGAAAUCUUUUUCGUCAAGCCUCCGCCAAGGCACUCUCUUCCAUGAAAAAGAAGAAGAGCCGCCGCAGCUCCAAGGAAAAGAAAGCCCAAGAACAACAAAAGCCAACGUCUCACACCUGCUUCGACGAAGACUUGUCACAAACUCAUGUGGAAUCCGAAGUGGAACAAACGGACUCUUGUUGUCCUACCACCACCAGCAGUGAAGUAUUUGCCAAGGCAUGUUCCUUUUUUGGUGAAGAAUUGCAGAUUGUGCGAGACAACGAACGCAUUACCAAGGUGACCCUUCAAGACUUUAUUGAGCGUUAUGAGCGAGAAGACUUGUUGGCAUUGACCGACAUUGUCCGAACAUCUACCCGUCGAUGGAAGACACUCAAAUUUGUGGAGACCAUUGAUGGGACCAACUAUCGACGAUGGCAAUUCCGCAAGGACAACUUGCGACGGGCAUUGGAACAAGCCAUUCAAGAAUCACCACAAGAAGAGAACAAAAAGUUCCCCAUUGCCUUUCAAGAACAUCUCAAGAUUGACAUGGACGAAAUGACACGAGAAGGAAUUGUCAAUGUCCUCAAGGAAGUGCAAAAGAAUCGAUAUGUCACGUCCAUUAGCAUUGAAGGAUUCUUGACCUAUCAAAAUGUCGAAUCCGUGGUGGGACCACUGGUCCGACUCUUGACUAAGGGGGACCGACGAUGGAAGGAUGUCGUUCUGCGAGUCUCCUUUGAUGGCGAUGCCACACUUGAUUACCCCCAGUGGGAUAUGAAGGUUACCAUGGCCAAGGUCCGUCUGGAGGAAGUCUCCCACAAUCUCCGCGUCCCCAUUGGCUUUCACAUUUGCUGAAUUCAUCAAGUCCAGUCCAUCUUCCACCAACAUCUAAGCUUCUACUCUUCAACAUCCAUAUCCUACAAGUAUUACAGUAUAUUCUAAAGCUAAACUAAUUGCGCAUUUCUCCAGUU
Seminavis robusta is the source of this 1169-nucleotide messenger RNA. The record is from the annotation of a GenBank genome assembly. NCBI's taxonomy places the organism in Eukaryota, Bacillariophyta, Bacillariophyceae, Naviculales, Naviculaceae.